AUGCGACUGGUAAGUGUGGCGGGUGCCCGCCUCCGCAGGGCCGCAGAGGAGGAGGAAAAAGAGAGGGAGCCCCCACCUCCUGCACCCCCCUCACACCACUCGAACCACCAGUUUGCCAGCAUGAAGAACAAGUUCUUUAACGAGCUCACACACCUGCCAAAUCAUAAACUUAAAAUGCCCAUGUGGGCUGUGGGAGCCAUUGUGGUUGUGGUCCUUGCCCUUAUCGCCUGCAUGGGUUUCUGCAUCUACAAGAAGUGCUGCAACAAGGGCAAGAAGCCCAAGAAAGUCCGUGAAAGGAAGGGUGGACGAGGGCGCAGAAAGAAGGACAAGGAUGGAGAGGAAGGGGAGGAGAAGAAGGAUGGAGAGGAAGAGAAAGAGGAAGAGAAGGAGUCCUUAGGGAAAUUGGAGUACUCACUGGACUAUAGCUUCACUGAUAACCAACUGAUAGUUGGUAUCAUCCAGGCCCAGGACCUACCAGCCAUGGACAUCGGUGGGACCUCAGAUCCUUAUGUUAAAGUCUACAUGCUGCCUGACAAGAAGAAGAAGUUUGAGACCAAAGUCCAGCGCAAGAACCUGUGUCCGGUCUUCAAUGAGACUUUCACCUUUAAGAUACCAUACAGUGAUUUGGGUGGUCAGACUCUGGUACUACAGGUGUUUGAUUUUGACCGUUUUGGUAAACAUGACGUCAUUGGUGAGAUCAAGAUCCAAAUGAACACAAUAGACCUCGCGCAGCCAAUACAUGAAUGGAAGGAUCUGGUUGGAGGAGAGAAAGAGGAGCAAGAAAAGCUUGGUGAUAUUUGCAUUUCACUUCGUUAUGUCCCCACUGCUGGUAAGCUAACAGUUAAUAUCAUGGAAGCCAAGAACCUGAAGAAAAUGGAUGUCGGAGGACUGUCAGAUCCCUUUGUUAAGGUGGUGCUGCAACACAACGGAAAACGACUGAAGAAGAAGAAGACCUCAGUCAAACAAAACACUCUGAAUCCUUACUUUAAUGAGAGCUUUAGCUUCGAGAUACCAUUCUCCCAGAUCCAGAAAAUCCAAGUGCUGAUCACCGUGUACGACUACGACAAGCUGGGCAGCAACGACGCUAUCGGAAAGUGCUGGAUCGGCUUCGGUGCCUCAGGCGUGGGGCUUCGCCACUGGUCAGACAUGCUGGCCAAUCCCAGGCGUCCGGUGGCCCAGUGGCACUCGCUGUGCCCAGAGGAGGAGGUAGAUGCUGCUCUGAAGGCCCCAAUCCGCUAAAUAUACUCUCACACACAUAUUGUUUACCAUCAUCUGCAUAGAGGGGUAUUAUUUCAUCAUAACACAGAACGAAUGACUGCUAACUUGAAUAGUAAGUUUUGAUGUUUUUCAGUAUCGAUUUUGUAACAUUUGAUAUUGGGUUCUCUUUGUACGAAUGUGUGCUUUAUAUUUUUUGCAUACAUACCUUAGAAAUACAUGAAGCGAAAUUUGCAUGUAAAUAGCUUACAAACUUUGAUGGUACAGGCUAACUCCAACAAUUGACUAUUGCACUUACAUAGUUAGACUACUAAGAAGACAAUUUAAAAAGAAAAACCUAAUUUCAAGUAGAAUAUUAAGGUAGAAUUUAAGUACCCUUAAAAAAAACCCUGAAAACUAAAUCAUUGGAUCUCUUCAUCUUUCACAUCUUUCUGCUCCUAGUUCAUAACACAGGCUUCAUGUUUAAAAUCAAAUAUCUCUAGUCCAGCCAUAAAAAGUGCAAAGAUUUAUACCGCAUCUGUUUUAUUUUUUCCUUUAGUUUUCUUCUUUGUAACCUUGGUACCUCUCUUAUUUUCCAAACAAUGUAAACUUGAUUUGUCCUGGGAAAUGUAUUGUAUUUGUUUUUUGGUCUGUCUUCUUGUGUCUUCUUCUGUACAUGUAUUUGAAUGAGUGGAGACUCUUCCUGGAGUGUCUAUUG
This is a messenger RNA of Labrus bergylta (ballan wrasse), 1912 nucleotides long. NCBI's taxonomy places the organism in Eukaryota, Metazoa, Chordata, Actinopteri, Labriformes, Labridae. The record is from RefSeq and is a predicted model, not a curated record.